AAAGCGCGAGCUCCGUGUGGGCGACACGCGGGGGCGCGAGGAGGGAGGUGCCGGGCACCGCGCCGCGCUGGGGCGCUGGGAAUCGGCCUUCGCUGCCGCGAUUGGGCGCCCAGCGACUUGGGCUGGGAAUCCUCUGCUCCGAGGACGCCGGGCGGGGGCGCUCGACGGGUAUCGAGCGGUUUCGAGAAAGUCUCAUGGCCGGAAGUCGCCGACCUCUGGGGCCUGGAUUUAUCUCACAAAAGAGUACUUCGUCAGGAAAAUGAAGCACUGGAAGUGCUUCUCAAAGGCAUCAGUUACUGAUGUUCUGAAACCAGAUAAGCCAUGCUCAGGAAAAGACCACAAAGUGCAUUUGUCAAAUACUGUAAAGGGAACGGCAGCACAACAAACUAAUAAAGAUAUUUCAGCCCAAAGGAUACAGAGAGCUUGGUUAUCUCAUAUGGACAAAACAAUAUUUCAACUCCUAAAGCACACGAUUCGUGCAGCAGAACUUCGUGUGACACAUCAAAUACUGAAGGAAGUGAGCCCCUUAGAGGCUGAGCUUGUGAAAGAUCCUAGCAUGAAGUGUAAAGUUAGAUUCAGAUUUAGUGGUGAAACAUUUCCGCCUGUCAUCGCAUUUAAAAUUUUUCUUCAUACCGAAGGACAUGGUUACAACUAUUUCAGUGGAAAAAAAUUCUUAAAGCCAUCGAGUGAGGCAGUGGCCGAUGCUUGCAAAAUAAUGGGGAAAAGGAGAUUUUGUCAUCAAGUUAUGGAAGAGGAACGUUUUUUCCAGAAGUUCAAAAUAACUGAUGAAAUUGAUAUUGUCACCCUGCAAGAUUACAUGCAAUACUCCAGUCUUCUGGAUGAGACUCCUGCAUCCUAUGGUGGCAGAAAUAACUACUGGCGAAAAUUAAACCUCAAAAACAUCCCCAGGACGAUGAUAAUAUAUGACAUAGUUCAUUUUGCAGAGUCUGGAAUAAUCUCACACCGUCUACAAAAAGAAAUGAAGUAUCUGUUACAGAAGCCACAAACGGAAGAGAUGCGUAAGCACCAGCUACGGAUUGUUUCUGAAGUUAGAUGCCCUUCAUCCUUUCCAACUAUCCAACCUUUGUAUGGGCCCUACCAACAGCAGAGUCAAAUUCAACAUCUGGGUCGUCUAUCUAAGCAAGCUCAAAUGAAGGUUGAAAAAAUGAAAAAAGCUUACAAGAUGGCUAAAGAAAAAAAUGCUUCUGUGGGGACUGAACCACAGACAGAUACAUCACGUACAAAGCAAAAAAAGACAGUCAUCUUCUCCCCAUCUUCUGACAUCAUGAAAGUUGAACCCAUGUCAGAUGAGGAAUUGAAAAAAGAAGAAAAGGAAUUAUUUGCCUGGUGUCAAGGCUUGUGUAUUAAUAGUUCUCCAUCAUAUCAAUGCACAGCUAACUGAUAGAAACCCAAAUCAUUUAACAAUGUGCUUGUCUUGCUAAUAUGAGUAUUAAAGGACAAUGAAAUGUCCACAAGCCCUCGGGAUGCUCUCUUAACCAAAUAAAUGUGUGACCGAUUCUUAA
Molecule: messenger RNA, 1523 nt
Organism: Panthera uncia (snow leopard)
Lineage: Eukaryota; Metazoa; Chordata; Mammalia; Carnivora; Felidae
Gene: CXHXorf58
Product: chromosome X CXorf58 homolog
Exons: 9
Coding region: 260-1402 (380 amino acids)
Source: RefSeq, a predicted model, not a curated record